Pristis pectinata (smalltooth sawfish) is the source of this 1889-nucleotide messenger RNA. RefSeq names its product caspase-6-like. Lineage: Eukaryota; Metazoa; Chordata; Chondrichthyes; Rhinopristiformes; Pristidae. Bases 119 to 976 code for a protein of 285 amino acids. Gene Ontology annotation, biological process: apoptotic process; proteolysis. The transcript is spliced from 7 exons. The record is from RefSeq and is a predicted model, not a curated record. Gene Ontology annotation, cellular component: cytoplasm.
UUGGUAUCCAGGAAGUGGUUGCUGCCGAAAGACAAAGGUCGAGGCCGCGCUGUAAGAGUUUGGGAGAAAAAAGGUUCAGGGCAGCCGCGAAAGUGUUGCAGCCCGAACGUUGCGACGAAUGGCAGAUAUCGCCAGAGAUACCACUGAAGUUGACUAUCCAACAAUUUUUCAAAGUUUUGAUCAAAUGGAUCCAAGUCUUGAAUACAACAUGAAGCACCGCAGGCGAGGGAUUGCCCUAAUCUUCAAUCAUGAGCACUUCUACUGGUAUCUGGGAUUGCCCAGUAGAGGAGGCACUAAUGCUGACAAAAUGAAUCUGGAAAGAAGGUUACGAGAUCUGGGUUUUGACGUGUCUGCCUACGACAACCUCAAGUCAACAGAAAUCUUGGAGAUAAUUCACAAAGUGGCUACUUCAGAUCAUUCUGAUGCAGAUUGCUUUUUGUGCAUCUUCCUCAGUCAUGGGGAGAAUGAUCAUAUUUUCGCUUAUGAUGCAAAGAUAAAUCUACAAGAAUUAGUUGCCCGUUUUAGAGGAGACAAAUGUUCUUCUCUAGUUGGAAAACCUAAAAUAUUCAUAAUUCAGGCAUGUCGAGGAGACAAGCAUGAUGAUCCAGUGAUGCCCAAAGAUGAGGUGGAUUCGAUGCGCAAAAGUCCAGCAAAAAAUGAAGUGGUUGUUGACGCAGGAACCAUGCCCACACUACCAGCUGGUGCAGAUUUUAUAAUGUGCUAUUCAGUAGCUGAAGGAUUCUACUCCCAUCGUGAAACUAUAAAUGGUUCCUGGUACAUUCAAGAUCUCUGCAAGGUAUUCGAGACCUAUGGCUCUCAGCUCGAGUUCACAGAGCUUCUGACGCUGGUGAAUAGGAAGGUGUCAGAGCGAAGUGUGCAUAACUGCACUGAUCGUACUGCAAUAGGGAAGAAACAAAUCCCCUGCUUUGCCUCUAUGCUUACAAAGAAACUGUAUUUUAAACCAAAGACUUCAUAGCAAUUCAUAAUUUGUUUCCUUAGCUGACUGGUUUAUUGGGACAAAUGAGGACAUUUUAAUCAUGUGACUAUUAAAAUCUGAGCUUUUGUAGAAUUCAAAAAAAAUUAUAUUUAAAGGACUAAAGUGCAACUGUAAACAUAAAGCAAUGAACAGCAAAACUGACAGUCAAAUAAUACAUUUUUGGUUAUAAUAAAUGCUCUAUUGUACAACUAUAAAAUAUGAUUUACAUAAAUGGUUAAACAAAGGCUGUCUUCCUCUUCUAUCCAGUCAUAGGAUAGGUAACAGUUAGAAUUAUGUCCAGCUUUAAAAAUAAUUACAUGGUUCUACCUUUUUGAUUAAACUUGGGUGCAGUGUGUUGCACAAAUAGACAUCUGUUCAAUUUUACCAGAAGUCUUCUAUACUUCUGAAGGGCAAUUAAAUAAUAGCUUUUGAUAUGAUCAUGUAGCAAUCACAUCUUCACAUAUUAAGUAAAUUUUGGAAAUGAACCAAGGCUUUUUUUUAAAUUAAGAAAAGGUAUUUUUCUACCCAUUGUUUUUUUUUAAUCUUUUUUUUAGAUCUGGUGCUUAUUCUUCUAUUUUCUUCUCUCCAACAUUCUUGAAUGAAGCACUAAUCAACUAAUUUGGUCAUGUAUGUGGCUUUUUCUUGGUGUGAGCUUUGUGUAUAAAUAUGCUGGUUGGGAAAAUUCUGUCACAGGAUCUCAGGCAACCUAUUUGUCCCAAAUCCCUUUUUCCUCUCUUAGGUUCCUAGUAGGCAUUUGUGAGAAAGCUAGUGCCUUGAAAUCUAUUUCAUGGAAAGUUAACCUUGAUGGAAUAUGGAUGUGAAAUUAGCUGUGUAUUUGUUUUCUUGUAGGUCAGACACAAUGUGAAUUUUAUAUAAUCUUGAACAAUUCAAAUAAAUGGUGAAUUUGAUACUC